CUCCGGGGCGGGGCGAGCCGUCCGCUAGCGCCAUGGCCGCCCUGCGAGCUCUUCUGCCCCUCGGCCGCCGCCAGCUGCUGCGUGGCCCUGUGGUGCGGUGCUUCGCGUCGGGUGCUAACUUUGAGUACAUCAUCACAGAAAAAAGGGGGAAGAACAACACCGUGGGGUUGAUCCAGCUGAACCGCCCAAAAGCACUCAAUGCUCUUUGCAACGGCCUGAUUGAAGAGCUCAACCAGGCACUGGUGGCCUUUGAGGAUGACCCAGCUGUGGGGGCCAUUGUCCUCACUGGUGGAGAUAAGGCAUUUGCAGCUGGAGCUGACAUCAAGGAAAUGCAGAACCGGACAUUCCAGGACUGUUACUCUGGCAAGUUCUUGAGCCACUGGGACGAGCUCACCCGUGUCAGGAAGCCAGUCAUUGCUGCUGUCAAUGGCUAUGCGCUGGGUGGAGGCUGUGAGCUUGCCAUGAUGUGUGACAUCAUCUAUGCCGGUGAGAAGGCCCAGUUUGGACAGCCGGAAAUCCUCUUAGGAACCAUCCCAGGAGCGGGUGGCACUCAGAGGCUGACUCGCGCCGUCGGGAAGUCCCUGGCAAUGGAGAUGGUCCUCACCGGUGACCGGAUCUCAGCCCAGGAGGCCAAGCAAGCAGGUCUUGUAAGCAAGAUUUUUCCUGUGGAGACGCUGGUGGAAGAAGCCAUCCAGUGUGCAGAAAAAAUUGCCAGCAAUUCUAAAGUUAUAGCAGCAAUGGCCAAAGAGUCAGUGAAUGCAGCUUUUGAAAUGACUUUGACAGAAGGGAAUAAGCUAGAGAAGAAACUCUUUUAUUCAACCUUUGCCACGGAUGACCGGAAAGAGGGGAUGGCUGCAUUUGUGGAAAAGAGAAAGGCCAACUUCAGAGACCAUUGAGAGCUGCUUCUGUGGCCUCGCUUCUCUGUGUGGAGGAAAAGUGGCUGUCAGUUUGGGAAGGACGUUAAUUGUCCUCUCAAAGAACAGUGUCACUUGUCACUUCUUUGCGGCUACUGUGGGGCACAGCUGGCCAACCUCAUCCAGCCACUGUGAGGGUUUGGUCUGGAGAGUGUUAGCACUCCAAGCGGAGCAUAUUCUAAAUCAGAAGUCUUGUCUUCUGUGCAACACACUCUGCCCAACCAGGAGGGGGCUUGCAGUCCUCACCAUGUGCAGCAGUGGCCUUGGCUACCCCUAGGGAGUCCUGCGCUCUGCUGACUUUAAACAGAUGCUUUGUCGAUUAAAGUGACCACUUCCAAUCACA
Molecule: messenger RNA, 1257 nt
Organism: Otolemur garnettii (small-eared galago)
Lineage: Eukaryota; Metazoa; Chordata; Mammalia; Primates; Galagidae
Gene: ECHS1
Product: enoyl-CoA hydratase, short chain 1
Exons: 8
Coding region: 33-896 (287 amino acids)
Biological process (GO): fatty acid beta-oxidation
Cellular component (GO): mitochondrion
Molecular function (GO): enoyl-CoA hydratase activity
Source: RefSeq, a predicted model, not a curated record